Messenger RNA from Condylostylus longicornis, 1655 nucleotides. RefSeq lists its product as uncharacterized. The coding region runs from base 147 to 1346 and encodes 399 amino acids. The transcript has 2 exons. Gene Ontology annotation, molecular function: DNA binding. NCBI's taxonomy places the organism in Eukaryota, Metazoa, Arthropoda, Insecta, Diptera, Dolichopodidae. Gene Ontology annotation, cellular component: nucleolus. Gene Ontology annotation, biological process: rRNA processing; negative regulation of transcription by RNA polymerase II. The record is from RefSeq and is a predicted model, not a curated record.
UACACGUGCGUUUCUGUCAUAAUGCCUUUUUUCUUGACAUUUCAAAUCCAAUUAAUGAAGCAAAAAUAAAUUAGGAAUCAUUUUUAAAUUUUGAAGCCUUUAUUUGUUAAUCUAGUGAAAGUGAAAAAAAGGUAGAAAUCAAAAAAAUGGUGGUAUUUACUUGCAAUCAUUGUGGAGAUUCUGUAAAAAAACCUUCCGUAGUUAAACAUUAUGCCACAAAAUGUAGAGGAAAUCCUAUAUUUUUAACUUGUAUGGACUGCCAAAAGGAUUUUAAAGACAAAGAACAUGACGGGCAUACAAAAUGCAUUUCUGAAGCUGAAAGAUAUUCCGGUAAAGAUUACGUAGCAAAACCAGGGCAAAACAAAGGACAAAAGAAACAGGACAAUUGGAUAGAAACAAUUCGUUCACUUUCGACUAAUAAAGAUAAAGUAGAUCCUAAAUUGAGAAAUGUGUUUUCUCGCUUAAAGUCAUUUGAGAACAUACCAAGGAAAAAAGCGAAAUUUCAAAAUUUUGUAACAAAUAGUUUUAAAAUUCAGAUGUCAAUUGCAAUGAAAGUAUGGGAUGUCUUGGAAAACGAGUUACAAGAAUUAAAAAUGAAAAAUGGAGCGAACGAAAAUAAGGAAAAUGAAAUUGAAAAAUCUGAUUCUCAGCAACAAAGUGAAAACCUGGAAAAUAAUGAUAAGGCUGAUGUUGGUAAAAAACCAAGCAAGAGAAAGAAGGAUUCACAAAAUAACCUUGAAUGUGCAAAUCUGGAAACUGGUGAACCAAUUAAGAAAAAAAAGAAAAAGAAUAAAACUGAAAAAACUAAUGACCAGAAGGAAGAUUCAAAAUAUAAUUCAGACAACAAAAUUAAAAACAUCGAAAAUCUAACUUUCGAUGAAUCAGAUACAGUAGUAGUAACGAAUGGUGUAACAAAAAAAAACAAAAAGAAAAACAAACUUGUUGAAAUGGACAGCAAUGAAAAUAUCAAUGGAGACACUUUUGAAAAUGGUGUUAAAAAUAAAAAAUCCAAAAAGAAUAAAAUUGUAGACAAAGAUACAAUUACAAAUGGGACUGCUCAUAUUAUUGAAAAUGAGGAGCCAAUAAAAAAGAAGAAAAAAACUGAUGAAAACAUUGAAAUAUCAAAUCACGAAAUAUCUAAUAACAAAUUUGACUGGUUUUUAUACAUAAAUAAAUGUGCUGCUGAUGGGAUGAAUGUGAGUAAACUUAAAGAUAAAGUAUUGAAAAAAUAUAAAAAACAAAAUCCUGACGGUGAAAUUACUAAUAAAGUAGAAAAAACUUUUAAAAAAUAUUUAAAGAAAUCGGGACUUCUAAUAGAAGAUGAUAUUGUUAAGAUAGAUAGCUAAACUUUUAAAAAGGUAUUAAAAAUUAAAAAGUUUAAACUGUUUGUUUUAUUUUUAAAAUCGAAAAAAUUUUUCAAUGUUAUUUGAACUACGUUUGUUCAUCGUAUUUUAACACGGACUUAUCAUAUGCUACGUUUAGGAAAUUUGCCUUGCUUCAGUUUAUUUAUGAAGGAUCUUGUUGAUAAAAUAUUGCAAUCUUAAGAAAGCAAAGUUAGGUACCCACUAAAUUUGUUUUUAAAUUAUCUAUAAAUUAUACUUAUGUUCUAAAUUGUUUCUUAUUAAAAUAUGUAGUUGUACUUUCCCGAAAAUAAG